GAUGUACGUAUUGGUGUUGGUAGACAUCGUGAUAAGCUGGAACAAAUUCGGGAUUCAUUACGUCCGUUUGAACAAACCGGUAAUAUGGAAGCAUCAACUGCGACAGCAACGACAACAGUACCAUCAUCAUCACCUAACAAUAACAAUAAUAAUAAUAAUUUUACAGUGGAAGAUGAAACACGACGACAAAUUUUGAUCAAUACAUUGACUCAAAUUGGUUUUGAUGAGCAAGCAGCUCUUUUAGCGCUUGAGCUUGUCCGUUAUUCAAGUGUAGCGGCAGCAGCUGAAGUUUUGUUAAAUCUCAAUAAAGAACAUGUCUUUCGACAGGAUUUACGUGAUUGUGGAGGAAAUUUUCAUGGAUCAUUAUCGUCAGUUGUAACUACCACUUCAUCCGCUCCAUAUAGCUGUAAUAAUAAUAGUAAUAAUAAUAAUGGUGUAAUUUCAAAUAAUACCAAAUUAAUGGUACCAACCGGUAUAACUGGUCAAGUAAUGGGAGCAGCACCAGUUUCCGGAAUAAUGUUAAAUGCUCAAUUACCAUCAACAUCAAUUCUAGCAAAUAUUGAUGAUAGCUCAUCAAGUCGAUCAAAUAGCCCACUGGCAAGGAUACCAAGUCCACCAGCAUCAGCUACUUCUUUUCA
Messenger RNA from Acanthocheilonema viteae, 638 nucleotides. The record is from the annotation of a GenBank genome assembly. Lineage: Eukaryota; Metazoa; Nematoda; Chromadorea; Rhabditida; Onchocercidae.